Purpureocillium takamizusanense is the source of this 1888-nucleotide messenger RNA. RefSeq lists its product as uncharacterized. Lineage: Eukaryota; Fungi; Ascomycota; Sordariomycetes; Hypocreales; Ophiocordycipitaceae. The record is from RefSeq and is a predicted model, not a curated record. Bases 408 to 1757 code for a protein of 449 amino acids. Gene Ontology annotation, molecular function: hydrolase activity, acting on carbon-nitrogen (but not peptide) bonds. The transcript has a single exon.
GUGACCAACAGUUCCAUCGCACUUCCACGUCGUUGGUGGUGACUUGCUCUUCCACACCCUCAAAUUCACAGCCGCUCGACAUCUAUCUGCGUAAUUGGACCGUUGAAGCCCCCGGAUCGCCACCAACACCUGAAGGAAGUGUCCGUCGGCAACGGCACCCGCCCCGUCCUCAUGAUUCACGCUCAUUUAAGCAGGGGAAUGGAGGAAGAAGAGGUCUUCCCGCACAUUCGCUGCAAACAUUCAACCUUAAAUUCCAUCUGAUAUUGACGACACUCGGUCGCGUCCCAUCCUAGGCCACCCACCAUACAGGCAUUACAUCCUCGCCCUCGUACCGAGCAAGUGCGUGGUGGUAGCCACCCGAGCAAACUUAUUUAACCAGCUACCCUAGACGUCACCAGGGCGACAAUAUGCACGACUCUACCCGCCGCCAGCAGCUCCCUUCGUCGCAUAUUGACGUCCAAGUCCCCGUCGAUAAGUCCGUCGUGACCCUCCUCAGGGCCGAUACCCUUAUCCCGGGUCGCGGGGAGCCAAUUCGGGACGGCGCCAUCGCUGUCCGGGGCAGCACCAUCGAGUGGGUGGGCUCGUUCCCGGAGCGCCCUACCGAGUAUCAUGACAUGCAGCCGACUCAUGUGUGCGUCCUCAUGCCUGGACUCUGGGACUGCCACACCCACUUCAUGGGCGUCGACGUGGCCACCUCCAUGUCUAACCUCAUGAACUUUCUGCCCAACUACAGCGCCCUGAUCGGCGCCAUCACUGUCGACGAUCUGAGACGCACUCUCAUGGCCGGAUACACGUCGGUGCGCGAGCUCGAGGGGUACGCGGGCGACCUGUGGCCAGCAGUCAGAGACGGGCCGUUGGUCGGACCCAACAUCUACUCCUCGAUUGCAGCGCUGUCCAUCACCGGUGGCCACUGCGACGACCACCUGCAGCCCAUCGCCACGAUCAGGGACGCCAUGGAACACGGCGGGGUGCCCCUUGGCGUCUGCGACGGCGUCGAUGAAUGCAUAAAGACCGUUAGGAGAAUGGUCCGGCGAGGAGCCCGUGUCAUCAAGGUGUGCUCCAGCGGGGGCGUGCUCAGCCUCGACAAUGACCCCGAGGAUCGCCAAUUCUCCGACGAAGAGCUCAAGGCCAUGGUUGACGAGGCGGCGAGGAGCCGUCGUGCCGUCGCGGCCCAUGCCAUCGGCAAGGCAGGCAUCAUGGCUGCGCUCCGCGCUGGAGUCAAGUCCAUCGAGCACGGCACGUAUAUCGAUGAGGAGGUUGCCGACCUCAUGAUCGAAAAGGACGCCAUCUUUGUGCCGACCCAACACGUUGUCCGGACCCUCGCCACCGACUAUAUGGACCAGCUGCCGCCAUCGAUAAAGAGCAAGGUCCUCCGCCUCGACGUACAGUCUAGGGAAGCGUACAAGCUUAGCGUCAGAAAGGGUGUCAAGAUAGCAUUGGGAACGGACGUAAUGAGCAGCGACAAGUCGUCUAAGCUGUCGCAUGGAAACAAUGCUCACGAGCUGGUAUACGCGGUCGAGGCCGGCAUGACGCCACUCCAAGCCAUUGAGUGCGCGACGGCCAAUGGCCCCGAAACACUCGGAGGGCUGGCGCCGCUGAGCGGCCAGCUCAAGGAGGGAUACGACGCCGACAUCAUUGCCGUCAAAGCGAACCCGCUCGAGGAUAUCAAGGUCCUGACCAACCCGGACAACGUUACACACGUGUGGAGAGCGGGAUCGCCCUUCAAGAGUCUGCCGGCCUCCAUACGGGAGGAGUAGGUGUCUGAGGCCAGGGGCCUGCGCCUCAACACCGCGAAGCUAGUAGAUGUUCAUCAAAAUAUAGACAAGACUUGACCGCGGGUGACAGAGCUGCGAAACCACGCCGAGGCUCGUCUGGCGGUUGGAAACCC